Molecule: messenger RNA, 726 nt
Organism: Pseudoliparis swirei
Lineage: Eukaryota; Metazoa; Chordata; Actinopteri; Perciformes; Liparidae
Product: jeltraxin-like
Exons: 3
Coding region: 1-630 (209 amino acids)
Source: RefSeq, a predicted model, not a curated record
AUGUUGAUCUUCCCAGAAGACUCCGAUACAGCUCAUGUAACACUGACAACAUCAGAACAGACUUUUAGUGCUGCAACUGUCUGUCUCAGAUCCAUUACAGACCUCAGCCGAACCCACUCGCUAUUCUCUCUGGCCACAAGCUCUCAUAAUAAUGCCUUCCUGCUGUUCAAGACUGGUGCACGUGAUGUGAUUGUGUUCCAAGUCCAGAAAGUAAGCGUCAAAUUUGAGGAGCAGGAAUACAAACUGAACCAAUGGCAGUCCAUUUGUGCUACAUGGGACUCUGCAUCUGGUCUGGCGCAGCUGUGGCUAGAUGGAAAGCCUUCAAUUAUGAGAUACUUUGGCGGCUCACAAAUCGACAACUUUACUACUAUCCUCGGACAAGAGCAGGAUUCCGUUGGCGGGGGCUUUGAUAAGAAGCAGUCUUUUGUUGGCAUGAUGUCUGAUGUCCACAUGUGGAACUACGUCCUUUCACCCUGUGAGAUGGAGGACUACAUGAAUGAUCAAAUUUCUACUCCAGGGAACUUGAUCAACUGGAAUGGGCUGAAUUACAAUAUCGACGGAACAGUGAUGAUUGACGACAAACAAAUAUGUCGUGAUCUCAAACCAAAAGGAAGUUGGAAAUCACCUUGAUACAAAUUGGAUACGUUUUACAAAAUACUAUCCUUCUUUUGAUCACCAAUGGAAUGUGUGUUACUAACUCCGCAAAUAUGUCAUGCAAUUAGUCAU